Molecule: messenger RNA, 1108 nt
Organism: Pseudogymnoascus verrucosus
Lineage: Eukaryota; Fungi; Ascomycota; Leotiomycetes; Thelebolales; Thelebolaceae
Exons: 3
Coding region: 76-1038 (320 amino acids)
Biological process (GO): oxaloacetate metabolic process
Molecular function (GO): magnesium ion binding; catalytic activity
Source: RefSeq, a predicted model, not a curated record
CAGUCGUACUGUAGCACUCAAAUAAAAAAUAAUGGACGUAACGUUUGAGAGGUCUUGUCCAAGAUAUACUGAAAAAUGAGCUCGGCAGCCUCCGUCUUGAGAAGAGCAUUGCUCUAUGUCCCGGGUUCUUCCCAAAAGAUGCUGAACAAAUCACGUUCACUCAACGUAGACUUGGUUGCAUAUGAUCUCGAAGAUUCAGUAGCACCGCAUUCGAAGCAUGAAGCUCGAUUUGCUGUCAGGGAUUUUCUUAUGCAACCGAAGGCGGACAACAUACGCGAACAAGCAGUCCGUAUCAACGCCGUUGACAGCGGAUACGCAUUGCAGGAUCUGACCGAAGUGCUUAAAGCACCUUCCGUCGACACGAUCGUCGUGCCAAAGGUCAACCAAGCAGCUGAUCUCCAUUUCAUUUCCGAUGUUAUCCGCCACACACUUCCUGAUCAAGACCGCCAGCCAUCUGCUGGAUCCAGACCGCCGGUGAAAAUACUGGCGUUAAUUGAGUCUGCGCAAGCGUUAAUGUCGCUACGGGAAAUUUGCACUGCCUCGCCAUAUCUUGACGGCCUAAUCUUUGCCGCAGAGGAUUUUGCGGCUGAUCUUUCAAUCACCCGUACACCUUCACUCUCUGAAUUCUUAUAUGCUCGAUCUGCCAUUGUUACUGCAAGCAGGGCAUACAACCUACCUUCUGCUAUCGAUCUUGUUUGUACUGCUUAUAAGGGAGACGACGCCAAACUUUCACUCGAGGAGGAGUCACGUGGCGGUAAGGUUAUGGGAUUCAAUGGCAAACAGUGUAUCCAUCCUUCACAAGUUGAAGUAGUUCAGAGGAUCUAUGGCCCAAAUCUAAAGGAAUUGGAGUGGGCGGUGAGAGUAGUUGUUGGAAAUAAGAAAGCAGAGAGCGUGGGAAGGGGUGCUUGGACCCUCGAUGGGAAGAUGAUUGACGUCCCAGUCGUGAAGAAGUGUGUGGCAAUUGUAGCAAGAGCAGGAUUAUGCGGCUACGAUACUGGGAAACUCCUCGCCAAAUGGAAAGAUCAACAACCAGAGUAACUUGUUUUGCGAUCAGCAAUAGUUGAGAUGAAUGUAACAAUAUACGCUUCAUGUGCGGGCCAAAUCAGGG